Messenger RNA from Nothobranchius furzeri (turquoise killifish), 9196 nucleotides. RefSeq names its product phospholipid phosphatase related 3a (gene plppr3a). Gene Ontology annotation, cellular component: plasma membrane. The record is from RefSeq and is a predicted model, not a curated record. Gene Ontology annotation, biological process: signal transduction; phospholipid metabolic process; phospholipid dephosphorylation. Lineage: Eukaryota; Metazoa; Chordata; Actinopteri; Cyprinodontiformes; Nothobranchiidae. Gene Ontology annotation, molecular function: phosphatidate phosphatase activity.
UGUGUGUGUGUGUGUGUGUGUGUGUGUGUGUGUGGGGAUGUGUACCCGAAAACCAAGUCACGGAUGAAAUCAGCCUUUUAAUAUAAAAUACAAUGAAAUAAAAUAUUUAAAACGGAUCCACGUUCUGUGUUGGACGUGGGGGGGAGACGCUGGGACCUGGGAGGGAGGAACCGCGUAGACGCACGUGAAUCUUUCACUUAUCCGAAGCCAGGACGCAGAUAGGAGCGGAGCGCGUUAGCAGCACGUGCGGCAAAUUGGACUUUCCACCAUCAGCAUCCCUACUGCCUCUCUCCUCUCUCCAUCCUUCCUCCUGUAUAGAUAGAUCUCUCACCCCUCCUAGCUCCCAUCGCUCCUUCUCGGAGUACUGACGAGGAUUUUUGUAUUCCGGGGCGACUCGAAGGAUGCCGGAGAUGGAUUAAAAAAGGAAAGGGACCGCGCAUCGCAAAACUGGAACAGCACGCGCGACCACGCCGCGGGGGAAGGGGGCGACGGGACUCUGUAAAUUCGCGGAGCCCCCGGGACAGAGGCUGUGACUGGCCCCAUCCCAAGAUGGCGUCUCCUAAAACUAAAGCCAAGAAGAAACCACCAAAAGACAGCAUGACACUGCUGCCAUGCUUUUAUUUUGUAGAGCUCCCCAUCGUCCUGUCCUCCUUGGUGUCCCUGUACUUCCUGGAGUUGACAGACGUCUUGUCCCCAGCAAUGGUGGGCUUCCGUUGCUAUGACCGCGACCUCUCCAUGCCCUACGUGGAGACGGGAGAUGAGCUCAUCCCUUUGCUGAUGUUGCUGAGUUUGGCGUUCGCCGGUCCAGCAGCUUCCAUUAUGCUGGGAGAGGCUCUGAUGUACUGCAUGCAGUCCAAACUGAAGACUUGUCCCAAGUCAGAGGGCAGCAUAAACGCUGGAGGAUGCAGCUUCAACUCUUUCCUGCGCAGGACUGUGCGAUUUGUUGGUGUUCAUGUGUUUGGUCUCCUGGCAACAGCCCUAGUGACAGAUGUCAUCCAGUUAGCGACCGGUUACCACGCCCCGUUCUUCCUCACCGUAUGCCAGCCCAAUUACACAGCCCCUGGGGUGUCAUGUGACAACAAUGCUUACAUCACGCAGAACAUCUGCAUGGGGAAAGAUCAAUAUGCCAUCAUGUCAGCCAGAAAAACAUUUCCAUCCCAACAUGCAACGCUGUCUGGAUUUGCUGCUGUGUACAUCUCGAUGUACUUCAACGCCAGCAUCAAUGGCACCACUAAGCUGUUGAAGCCCCUGCUGGUGUUUGCUUUCUGCAUGGCAGCAGGCCUCGCUGGUUUGACACAGAUAACGCAACACCGCAGUCACCCUAUUGAUGUCUACGUGGGAUAUCUCAUAGGAGCUGGCAUCGGAGUCUAUCUGGCUGUGUAUGCUGUAGGAAACUUCAAAGCAUCAGAGGAAGAUGCACCCUCUUUGCAGAGACUGUCUUCUGUCCAACAGAAGGACGGUCUAAGGGUGCUGAGCCAGCGCAGCCAUGAUUCCCUGUACAGAAAGACUCCCAGGGUGUCUGAAAGCAGGGAGGAGCUGGGGGCUGGACUGGGGUCCGGAGCCCGCAGUAAGGUGAGAAGGGAGAAGGCAUCCCUGGCCUCCCUAAAACGAGCAAGUGCUGAUGUAGAGCUCCUGGCAACCCGUGGGCCAAUGGGCAAGGAAACCAUGGUAACCUUCAGCAACACCUUGCCUCGAGUUGCAAAUGGAAAUAGCCCAAUCUCACCCUCUGAUGAGUCGAUCCCCACCCAGCGUCACAUGACCUUCCACGUGCCCUUUGACCCACAGAGGUCUCGACAACUGGUGUCGGAGUGGAAGCAGCGCUCACUGGAGCUCCGCAGCCAGAGCUCACGAGAAGAAGAUGAGGGCAUAGAUGAAAGAGACCCAGGAGGUGAAGGAGCAACAGCUGCAGUAGACGGCGAGAACAAGACCAUGCCUUCAUCUCUUUACCCCACAGUGCAAGCCAACAACAGCAUGACCACAUCGGCUGGGGGCAGGAUGGCUGUGGCACCUCCACUGGUUCACAUUCCUGAGGAGGCCACGAGGCCACCACCCGUUUCACCCAAGAGUGCCAAGACACGAGCCAAGUGGUUGUCACUCACUGAGGGGGGAAUGGUGAAGGAGCCCGGACAAGGACCCAUUGCGGUGUCAACUCCCCGCGUGCCAAACACUCAACCCAGCCAACCCCCCAGCCAGCAAAGAGUCACUCAGGUGAUUGCCAUGUCGAAGCAGCAGGGCCAUGGACCAGUCGCUUCAACCGCCAAGACAUCAGAAGGCGGCUCCUCCUCCGGCGCUGGCUCCAACUGCUCCGAGUCACCAUAUUACCGCAUCCCAUCUGAUCGAGACAGCUGCACUGGAAGCAAUCCUGGGAGCGUCGCGGGCAGCGGGAGCAUCGUCACAAUCGACGCUCACGCUCCUCACCACCCAGUGGUGCGCGUGUCAGCGACUAAUGGUAAGCCGUGGGAGUGGAGGAACACCAUCAGUGGAAACAUGAUGACCUGCGACCCUGCGGGUGACAAACAUCGCGCGGCGCUGCAGCGACAGGACAAUGUCAGCCACUACCGGGAUUACCGGACGCUCCCAGUGAAGACAGACUCUCUGUGCUCAUCCACAACCAGUGGGAGUGCUGACGGAGGAGCAGAGCUUCCUCCCCCACCCCUUCCCACUGCAUCCUCCCCUCUCCCUCCUCCACCUCAGCUGUCAUCAUCUCCUCUUCCACCUCCACCACCCCCUCAAUCAUCUUCCUCCCCCUUGCUUCCCCGUCCACACUCAAGCUCCUCCCCAACGCCGCCACCUCCUCCCCCUCAUUCCCCUUCUCCCCAUUUGCCUCCACCCCCUCACCCAUCUUCUCAGAUUUCUCCAUCUCUUCUUGCACCGACCUCCCAGAUGCCACCACCCCCUCACCCUUCCUCCUCCCAAAUGCCCCCUCCACCUCAUUCGUCUUCUUCCCCACUGCCACCUCCUCCUCAUCCUUCCUCCGUGCCUGUGCCUCCUCACCCGUCUUGCUCCAGCAUGCUCCCCCCUCCUCCCCACCCUGACCUGUUGAUAGAUGGCCAUGGCCAGACCAUGUCCCGCUCUUCCACGCUCCCUCGUCGGCCCUCCGUCUCUGCCCGCAGCCACGCUGAGCAGGAGCACUACUAUAAGGCCAUGCAGAAUGAGAGGAUGUUAUAGUAACCUGGAAAACAGACAGACAUCAUUUUAGGACGGGAGAAAAGAAAGAACUGAAGAAGACGGUUAAACAAAGUCAUGACAGGUGAAUAGAGAUGACUCUUUAAAAAGAUGACAAAAAGAUUUAGAGCCACCAGAGCGGCUUUGGGACUUUUGGGAGGUCUGGCAGCUUACAAACUCAGCAGGGAAUCUGAUUUUUCUCUUCUUCUUUUUUUUUCUUUGAUCACAUUUACUGCCACAGCGCCAGCUGCGACUGGAAAAAGAACUGGCAGGACAAGAAAGGACAGGAUGGCAAAAAAAGAAAGAUAUAUGGUUUGCCUCCAGUUUUUAGGAUCUUCCUUUUUAAGGUGCGUUCAACGAAAGAACUGAAGAAGCCGCAGCUGAAAGAGAGAUAUCACAAUGAACAGCCAGGAUUUGCUAAAUCGAGUUUCCAUUGUGAGGUGAAAUACGGCUGGGAUAAAAAUGUGCUCAUCCUAAACCAGAGCCUUCCCCAGAGAGCUUUUAUCUAGCUGAAACACUCGUGCAAAAAGUAGCUUUGAAUAAGGUAACUCUGUUAAGGUUGGUUUAUGCUUGACGCGUCCGCGAGGUCCGCACGGCUCCGCGCGGAAAAGUUGCGUCAUUUUAACAACCACGCCCCUCCACCGCGCCUCCGCACGGCCCAGAAUUUCCGCAACGCGCACCUCGGAAAAUUUCUAACCACGCGGACGGACGGACGCGGAAAAACAUGGCAGACCGGCAAGAACCAGUAUGGCAGAGGUUCGUAAAUACAGACAUUUGUAUGAUUCAGCUCUCAGAGAUCACCGUGAUCAACAUGUAGUUAAUAAUUCUUGGAGUGAAAUAGCUCGCACUGUCGGAAAAGACGAGGAUGCUGUUAAAAAUGCUGAAAUGCCAUGUUGUAAACAGUAAUUUCUACUUCUACUAUGGUGUAGUGUUGGGUGCAUGUCGUAGAGCUCCAUGCUGCCCCGUUCAGUUUGGGAGGAUAUUGGCUCACCGCAGAGACAAGCCGCACGAACCAGAAACGCUGCGAGUUGUGAAGCGCGUUCCAUCCGCGAGCCGCAUCACCCCGCGGAAAGUGAAUGCGUCAAGCAUAAACCAAGCUUAAAGGUCAACAACAGGUUUAGCAGCAUUACUCACACUGCAACAAGCAUGAGAAGUCCACACCACCAAGCGAACAAACCCAACGAGGAAUUUUCAUUAAAAUUCCAAGUGAGUGUGUCUGAAUCCAACAGAGGGAGUCGAAUUAAGAAAGCGUGAUUCUGGGUGUAGAAGGAGGACCGUGCACAGUUGGGUAACCCUGAACAGAUGUCACCAAGUAGAAUAAAUGUCAUAAAGAUAAAGAUGGUGGUGAGGUCACGCAGCACAAAGAGUCAUGGUUUGUUUUUGCUGCAAAUAAACCCUUCCACAAAACGGGGCUUUAAUCUGAAAUAUUUGUUGUGAAGUCGAGGCUAACACACCAAUCCUGUUAGCGGCAGGACUGUCAGUAACUGGGUACCAAGCCAAUAGCAAUUCUCGGCGUACGUUCCAGUGUGUUCACUAAGAAGGAGGGGAACGGAUGAAGCUAAAUGGUUUUAAAAACAAGUUUACAUCUUUUUUAGAACUUUUGAGUGUUUUUGUUGAAAAAGAAAUGAAGAAAAAAUAUCUUUUAACAUCCAUUUUUGGUCUACAUAAUUUUUCUAUCAUAUUUGUUCAGUCUAUUGCCAUUUUUAUUGUUUUGCAAAAUAUGCACACUUUUGAUUAUAAUUAUGGCCAUUAGCAUUUUAAUAUUUCAAGCCUGAUGCAACAUGAGCAUCACAUGAGAUGCUAGAGGCACACACUGCAUAUCUGAAAUAACAGAAAAGUUGGUGAGAUUGAAUUCAAGUGGGUCCUGUUCAGAGCCUUCAAUGCAGAUGUGGCCAUUAGGAGCUGUGGCCAGAAGGUCCUUGAUUGUAACUGGGGCAAGGUUGUCCCAGAAGAUCUCUGGAGGGACUCACGGGUACCAAAUGACCCCAAAGACUGCAGCUUCGGUGGAAGCAGAAGCCAUGGAGAAAGGCUGAGUUGGCCUCAAAGAGGUUGUGGCAAAGUGAAUGGAAGGCUUGUCCAAGGCUGUUUGGUUUAGGCAGGGAACCAAUGAUUUAGAUCAAGGACAUUGUCAGGUGUUGAUCCACUCAUAAUAAACUUUGAAUUUAAGGGGUUGUGUGUCCGUUUCCUUGGCAGAAGUUGCCACGGUAGUCAAAAAGUUCCUCACUUGUAGAGUGGCAGACUCAGGUGGUGGCCUUUUUAAAAAAUGUAAACUUGACACGUGGUUCUCACAAUUAAAAAGUAACCCAGGAAAGUCGACUCUGAGGUAAUACAAAGGCGGCUCUGACAGGUUAUUGAAUCUUCAAAUGAGAAGGGCAUGUUUGGCUGGGUUGUGGAACUGUGCAGAUCUUCAACAUUUGGAGUGUUGUUCAGAGGCUUGUGGGAGUUAGAAGUUCUGGGCAGCAUCUUUUUGAGGAUCUAUAGAAAGUUUACAACCAUGUUCACCAAGAGGGAGGGAGUCUGAGGUGCCAGGGUCCCUUUUGAUGACUAUCCAGUUCUUAUACAAUCACAGCAAUGUAAUGUCAGCACUAAAGUCUAGUUUAUACGUCUCUGUCACGUUUGCACACAAACACACACAAACACAAACACACACACACACACACACACAUGUAGUAAUGGAGAAGUUUUCCGUUAAUACUUCUCCACUGGUGUGUCAGUGUUGCCAGAAUGGCAGGGGGCAUAGACCUUUUCUGGUGGUUCCAUUGCAGUGACGUCUCUGGUCAAGACAUUUUUGUUUACUUCAAAUGUCUUGAAGGAUUUUUUAAAAGACAUUUUGAGAUUCUUGUGUUGAUUUUGGAAUUUGUCAUUGUUUUGUAAAGUAAUGAUUAUAAAAAAAAAAGACUUGUAAAUGCCAGUCUACUCAAGGUGCAAUGGCCGACAUAGAGCGAGUUUUCAUUAAGAUGGGACUGCUUGGUGUUGAGGCAAAAAACUUUUUGUUACAAAAAAAUUCAACUUAAAUGAAUCCACUGACGUCACAGCUGUUGUUGGGUCAACCAAUCACAGACGUGUGCCCUCCGUUGCAUUCAACAGAUGGUUAAAAAAGUGGACUCUAGUCUGUCCUUGCAUGCCUGUUGGAGAGCCCUUGCAUUGAGGGAUAAAGGCAUUGCGUGUCUCUGCACCUCCGCAGAUUGAAAAGUAUAAACUAGGCUGGAGUCAAGCUUGUUCCUGGGCUGGGUCAGAGUCCUCCAGUACUGUCCCUUGUCUUCAAUCACACCUGUGGUGGUCACGAACAGGAUCUCAGAGCCUAGUCAUAGAAAGGAGGCUGUCUGGUUUGGGAACCUCAGGGUCUCACCCCAGAUCCAUAAAUGGCGUUUUACUUUAGAAGGUCCACACUCGGGCUCAAAAAUAAGGUAGAUUUGCUUCUCCUCCUCAUCAAAAAGAGCUAACUGAGGUGGUGUGGGGUAUCUAAUUAGGUUGACCCCCCCUCUGGAGGUUUUAUUGGUGACUCCCGCUGGGAGAAGACCCCACUCCCCUCUGACUUCACUGGAGGGAUUGUGUAUCUUCUUUGGCCUGGGAACAUCUUGGAAUCCCCCAGGAAGAGGUGUGGAAUGCUAGCCUAGUGAACUAGACCAAAUUCUUGCUUUGCAAAGUUUGGUCUAGGCAUGCUCCAUUGGAACCACCGUAGCUCCUACCAGGACUCUGGCUGGCCAAUCACAACUCUCUAGAGGGGUUUCAAACACAUAAAGAGCUGUGAUUGGUCCAUGAUGGUGGGCCAAUCACAGUACUCUAUAAGCUUAGUGAACAAAUCACAGAGCUUUAUCCGCUUUGUGGGCCAAUCAGGGCACUCUAUAUGUCUGUUGGGUGGGAUGAUGCAACAGAGUGAAACAAGAGGAUGUCACAUUCAUUGUCCAGUAGCAUGCGGAGAUCAUUUGAAAGACAACGGUAGGACCCGCCCCACAACCGAGAGCCGUCAAUGGAGCGUGGCCAGACUAAAUAAUACAUUUAUUUAGUCUGGCUUGCCAGGCUAGUGGAAUGCCACUGGGAAAAGAGAUUUGUGGGUUAUCCUUACUGAUCUGCUUAACUUGACAACCGAAUGCCAACCAAAUGCUUUUACUUCAUUUUUCUAAUUAUUUAUAAGCUGAAAACAAAAGCUUAGAAAAAACUGUUGGUGUUAUGAGGAUGGUCUAAAACAAAUGAGUUAUUAAGGAAAGAAUUCCACAUUUAAUCUCAUGAACUUUUUGUCCAAACUUUUAAUUAAAAAUUGGGGUCAUGAUCAAAAACAAAAAAGCAAUCUAUAUUUAAAAAAUGGAAAAAAAUAUUACCUCAUUGAAAGAUUCAUCCAACUUGUCAUCAAGCUAAUUGUCCAUCAUUUGCAUAACAAUAAACAAACUCUAUCAUUAUUAUUUUUUUGAGUAGGAGUUGUUUAUGCAACCUGUUUGCUCCUCUGUCUCUUGAGCAUUUUGAAAUCCAUGUUGUAUAAAGUUGUUAUCUGAAAUCUUUCUUUUUUUCUGUUACAAAUUUAUUUUUUUCAGAAUCAAUUUGUGUUUAAUGAACCCUUAUUUAUUUAAAAUGCAACAGACUUAUCAUACAGGUGAAACUGGUGUCCAUCCGAGGGAGCUGGUUUUGUAAAGCCGUCCGAGGAAGAGACUGUGUUAAAUGGAACAAGUUGUAUUUCAUAGAGGCGAUCCUUGAAAGAGGAGCUGGUAGAUAAAGUUGCUUGUCAGUUUGUGCUGCAUGUGUGUACAAAUGUGUGUUUUUUUAACUUCUGUGUUUUAAGGGGAGUUUUUUGUCAUUUUUAAGUUUGUAAAUGUGUAAAAGUUAGAAAUAAUUUCUACUUGUAGCUUCCUAAAACACCAAAGCUCAAGCUAAAGGCUAGUCUGAAUGUAACCAAUAGCAAAGUGUUAACAUUUGGAUGAGCUGCUGUGAUAUUCUGGAUAUUGGAGCCGUUUCAGUUGGUACUGGAUAUAUAUGUGUGUGUGUGUGUGUGUGUGUGUGUGUGUGUGUGUGUGUGUGUGUGUGUGUGUGUGUGUGUGUGUGUGUGUGUGUGUGUGUAUAUAUAUAUGUGUGUGUGUGUGUGUGUGUGUGUGUGUGUGUGUGUGUGUGUGUGUGUGUGUGUGUGUGUGUGUGUGUGUGUGUGUGUGUGUGUGUGUGUGUGUAUGUGUGUUUAUAUAUACAUAUAUAUAUAUAUAUAUAUAUAUAUGUAUAUAUAUAUAUAUAUACAUAUAUAUAUGUAUAUGUAUAUUUAUAUACUUUAAUACCCUUUAAUUAUGCAUUACUUUGUUAUUUAUGCAGAAAUAAUAUACAUAAUAUGAACUCAAGUUAACAUUUUGCUUUUGCUAGUGAUAUUUACAUUUGUAAUUAAUAGUAGAACUGGAAAAGAGGCUAAACUUGUACGGUAAUUGACCAAAGAAGCAAUGAAGAUAGUUUUCCUGGUCUGGAAUUCACCACCACUGAAACUGUUUUAGCUGUUCAGGUUAAAGUUAUUCAGUGAUUAUGUUUUUAUGAAUUUUUUUUAAAUUAUUGCUCUUUAAAAUAAAUCCUAAUCAGACAAAAUUUAGUAUCAGGAGAUCAGAGCUGUAAACAAAUCCAAACCAGAAUCAGUGUGUUUUCAUCAGAAUUCUAUGUAAACGUUUAUUUAAGAACAUUUGCCUGGAAUUCUGUGGAAUUUAGAGGAUUGUUGCUGUUUUAAAAUUGUGGCAAAAAAAUACUUUGGAUUUUUUUGCACUCAGACUAGCUGCUAGCUUAUCAGUCCUGUCCUAUGUAAAUACUAGUUUGCUUAACUGAGCCUUUUCAGGAUGUAUUUAUGACUUUUACACUGAAACUAACUUUAAAAAGACAAAAAUAUCCCUUUAAGUCAACACUGUUACCUGACAGAUUUACUUUCUGGUGAAUAUGAAGUUUUGCCCAUUUUGACUUCCUUAACGUUGUUAAUUAUAUUGUUAUAAUUCCAUUGUCCUCUUUUAUGGACUAAUGUUUUUUAUCUGUGGUGUAUAACAUUAAUAAUCUUGUUAAUAAAAGAAGACAUUUUGAAUAA